Strongylocentrotus purpuratus (purple sea urchin) is the source of this 5319-nucleotide messenger RNA. Its product is annotated as serine/threonine-protein phosphatase 6 regulatory ankyrin repeat subunit B-like. NCBI's taxonomy places the organism in Eukaryota, Metazoa, Echinodermata, Echinoidea, Camarodonta, Strongylocentrotidae. The annotation marks the transcript as partial. The record is from RefSeq and is a predicted model, not a curated record. Gene Ontology annotation, molecular function: protein binding. The transcript is spliced from 4 exons.
AUGUCUUGGAACAGGUUUCAAAGAGCAGCCCUUUCUGAGGCAAAAAAUGAUGAUUUGACAUCUCUCCAAGCAGCAUCAUCCAAUGGUCACCUCGAGGAUGUACAGGUUCUCAUUGGCCAAGGAGCAGAUAUAAAUAGGGCUGGUAUUGAUGGCAAGACACCUCUCUACGCGGCAUCAUCCAAUGGUCACCUCGAUGUUGUACAGUUUCUCAUUGGCCAAACAGCAGAUUUAAAUAGGGCUGGUAAUGACGGCGGCACACCUCUCCAAGCGGCAUCACUCAAAGGUCACCUCGAUGUUGUACAGUUUCUCACUGGCCAAAAGGCAGAUCUCAAUACGGCUGAUGAUGAUGGCAGGACACCUCUCCAUGCGGCAUCAUUCAAUGGUCACCUCGAUGUUGUACAGUUUCUCAUUCACCAAGGAGCAGAUCUAAAUAUGGCUAGUAAUGGUGGUAGGGCACCUCUCCACGCGGCAUCAUCAAAUGGUCACCUCGAUGUUGUACAGUUCCUCAUUGGCCAAGGGGCAGAUCUAAAUAGGGCUAGUAAUGGUGGCAGGACACCUCUCCACGAGGCAUCACUCAAAGGUCGCCUCGAUGUUGUUGAGUUUCUCACUGGCCAAACAGCAGAUUUAAAUAGGGCUGUUAAUAAUGGCAGCACACCUCUAGAAGCGGCGUCACGCAAAGGUCACCUUGAUGUUGUACAGUUUCUCAUUGGCCAACAAGCAGAUCUAAACAGGGCUGGUAGAGCAGAUCUAAAAGGGGCGGAUAAGGAUGGAAGGACACCUCUCUACGCGGCAUCACUCAAAGGUCACCUCGAUGUUGUUCAGUUUCUUAUUGGUCAAGGAGCAGAUCUAAAAGGGGCGGAUAAGGAUGGAAGGACACCUCUCUACGCGGCAUCAUUCAAUGGUCACCUCGAUGUUGUACAGUUUCUUAUUGGCCAAGGAGCAGAUCUAAAAGGGGCGGAUAAGGAUGAAAGGACACCCCUCUUCGUCGCUUCAUCCAAAGGUCACCUCGAUGUUAUACAGUUUCUUAUUGAUCAAGGAGCAGAUCUAAAAGGGGCGGAUAAGGAUGGAAGGACACCUCUCCACGCGGCAUCACUCAAAGGUCACCUCGAUGUUGUACAGUUUCUUAUUGGCCAAGGAGCAGAUCUAAAAGGGGCGGAUAAGGAUGGAAGGACACCCCUCUUCGUCGCUUCAUCCAAAGGUCACCUCGAUGUUGUACAUUUUCUUAUUGAUCAAGGAGCAGAUCUAAAAGGGGCGGAUAAGGAUGGAAGGACACCUCUCCACGCGGCAUCAGCAAACGGUCACCUCGAUGUUGUACAGUUUCUUAUUGGCCAAGGAGCAGAUCUAAAAGGGGCGGAUAAGGAUGGAAGGACACCUCUCUACGCGGCAUCAGCAAACGGUCACCUCGAUGUUGUACAGUUUCUUAUUGGCCAAGGAGCAGAUCUAAAAGGGGCGGAUAAGGAUGGAAGGACACCUCUCUACGCGGCAUCAGCAAACGGUCACCUCGAUGUUGUACAGUUUCUUAUUGGCCAAGGAGCAGAUCUAAAAGGGGCGGAUAAGGAUGGAAGGACACCUCUCUACGCGGCAUCAGCAAACGGUCACCUCGAUGUUGUACAGUUUCUUAUUGGCCAAGGAGCAGAUCUAAAAGGGGCGGAUAAGGAUGAAAGGACACCCCUCUUCGUCGCUUCAUCCAAAGGUCAUCUCGAUGUUGUACAGUUUCUUAUUGAUCAAGGAGCAGAUCUAAAAGGGGCGGAUAAGGAUGGAAGGACACCUCUCCACGCGGCAUCACUCAAAGGUCACCUCGAUGUUGUACAGUUUCUUAUUGGUCAAGGAGCAGAUCUAAAAGGGGCGGAUAAGGAUGGAAGGACACCUCUCCACGCGGUAUCACUCAAAGGUCACCUCGAUGUUGUACAGUUUAUUUUUGGUCAAGGAGCAGAUCUAAAAGGGGCGGAUAAGGAUGGAAGGACACCUCUUCAAGUGGCAUCAUGCAAUGGUGUGGAUAAAGGUGGUAUGACACCUCUCUUCACGUCCUCAUUCAGUGGUCACCUCGAUGUUGUAGAGUUUCUCAUUGGCCAAGGAGUGGAACUAAAUGGGGUUUGUAAUGAUGGCAGAACACCCCUCUUCGUCGCAUCAUCCACUGGUCACCUCGAUGUUGUACAAUUUCUCAUUGGCCAAGGAGCAGAUCUAAAAGGGGCGGAUAAGGAUGGAAGGACACCUCUCUACGCGGCAUCACUCAAAGGUCACCUCGAUGUUGUACAGUUUCUUAUUGGACAAGGAGCAGAUCUAAAAGGGGCGGAUAAGGAUGGAAGGACACCUCUCUACGCGGCAUCACUCAAAGGUCACCUCGAUGUUGUACAGUUUCUUAUUGGUCAAGGAGCAGAUCUAAAAGGGGCGGAUAAGGAUGGAAGGACACCUCUCCACGCGGCAUCAGCAAACGGUCACCUCGAUGUUGUACAGUUUCUCAUUGGCCAAAGAGCAGAUUUAAAUAGGCAUGGUAAUGAUGGUAGCACACUUCUAGAAGCAGCAUCACUCGAAGGUCACCUCGAUGUUGUACAGUUUCUUAUUGGUCAAGGAGCAGAUCUAAAAGGGGCGGAUAAGGAUGGAAGGACACCUCUCUACGCGGCAUCAUUCAAUGGUCACCUCGAUGUUGUACAAUUUUUUAUUGGCCAAGGAGCAGAUCUAAAGAGGGCGGAUAAGAAAGGCACGACACCUCUCUACAUGGCAUCAUGCAAUGGUCACCUCGAGGUUGUACAGUUUCUCAUUGGCCAAGGAGCAGAUCUAAAGAGGGCGGAUAAAGAAGGCAGGACGCCUCUCUAUAUGGCAUCAUGCAAUGGUCACCUCGAGGUUGUACAGUUUCUCAUUGGCCAAGGAUCAGAUUUAAAUAGUGCUAGUAAUGAUGGCAGUACACCUAUAGAAAUGGCAUCACUCGAAGGUCACCUUUAUGUUGUACAGUUUCUCAUUGGCCAAGGAGCAGAUCUAAAUAGUGUGGAUAAAGAUGGUAUGACACCUCUCUUCACAUCCUCAUUCAGUGGUCACCUCGAUGUUGUAGAGUUUCUCAUUGACCAAGGAGUGGAACUAAAUGGUGUUUGUAAUGAUGGCAGAACACCCCUCUUCGUCGCAUCAUCCACUGGUCACCUCGAUGUUGUACAAUUUCUCAUUGGCCAAGGAGCAGAUCUAAAAGGGGCGGAUAAGGAUGGAAGGACACCUCUCUACGCGGCAUCACUCAAAGGUCACCUCGAUGUUGUACAGUUUCUUAUUGGACAAGGAGCAGAUCUAAAAGGGGCGGAUAAGGAUGGAAGGACACCUCUCUACGCGGCAUCACUCAAAGGUCACCUCGAUGUUGUACAGUUUCUUAUUGGUCAAGGAGCAGAUCUAAAAGGGGCGGAUAAGGAUGGAAGGACACCUCUCUACGCGGCAUCAUUCAAUGGUCACCUCGAUGUUGUACAAUUUUUUAUUGGCCAAGGAGCAGAUCUAAAGAGGGCGGAUAAGAAAGGCACGACACCUCUCUACAUGGCAUCAUGCAAUGGUCACCUCGAGGUUGUACAGUUUCUCAUUGGCCAAGGAGCAGAUCUAAAGAGGGCGGAUAAAGAAGGCAGGACGCCUCUCUAUAUGGCAUCAUGCAAUGGUCACCUCGAGGUUGUACAGUUUCUCAUUGGCCAAGGAUCAGAUUUAAAUAGUGCUAGUAAUGAUGGCAGUACACCUAUAGAAAUGGCAUCACUCGAAGGUCACCUUUAUGUUGUACAGUUUCUCAUUGGCCAAGGAGCAGAUCUAAAUAGUGUGGAUAAAGAUGGUAUGACACCUCUCUUCACAUCCUCAUUCAGUGGUCACCUCGAUGUUGUAGAGUUUCUCAUUGACCAAGGAGUGGAACUAAAUGGUGUUUGUAAUGAUGGCAGAACACCCCUCUUCGUCGCAUCAUCCACUGGUCACCUCGAUGUUGUACAAUUUCUCAUUGGCCAAGGAGCAGAUCUAAAAGGGGCGGAUAAGGAUGGAAGGACACCUCUCUACGCGGCAUCACUCAAAGGUCACCUCGAUGUUGUACAGUUUCUUAUUGGUCAAGGAGCAGAUCUAAAAGGGGCGGAUAAGGAUGGAAGGACACCUCUCCACGCGGCAUCAGCAAACGGUCACCUCGAUGUUGUACAGUUUCUCAUUGGCCAAGGAGCAGAUUUAAAUAGGCAUGGUAAUGAUGGUAGCACACUUCUAGAAGCAGCAUCACUCGAAGGUCACCUCGAUGUUGUACAGUGUCUCAUUGGCCAAAAAGCAGAUUUCAAAAGGGCUGGUAUUGGUGGACGCACACCUCUCCAAGCGGCAUCAUUAAAUGGUCACCUCAAUGUUGUUCAGUUCCUCGUUGGCGAAAAAGCAGAUCUUAAUAGGCCAGGUAUUGGUGGGCGCACACCACUUCAAGUGGCAUCUUCCAACGGUCACCUCGAUGUUGUACAAUUUCUCAUUGGCCAAGGAGCAGAUCUUAAUAGUUCUAGUUAUGAUGGCAGCACAUCUCUGGAAUUGGCAUCACUCAAAGGUCACCUCGAUGUUGUAGAGUUUCUCACUGGCCAGGGAGCAGAUCUAAAUAAUAUUGUUGGGCGCACACCUCUUCAAGCGGCUUCAUUUAAUGGUCAUCUCGAUGUCGUACAGUUUCUCAUUAGCCAAGGAGCAGAUCUAAAUAGGGCUGGUAUUGGGGGGCACACACCUCUCCAAGCGGCAUCACUCAAAGGUCACCUCGAUGUUGUACAUUUUCUCAUUGGCCACAAAGCAGAACCAAAUAGGGCUGAUAAUAACUGCAGCACACCUCUCCACGCGGAGUUUAUCGAUAAUGAUCCAGCCGGUGGUUCACAACAGGAAAGCGGGAGUGUCGAAAAACAGGUGGAUAGCGAAGCAAACGUACACACCUCAAAAUCAGAACAGCUCAACAUAGACUCUGCAUCUUCUGAACAGGUCGUAGAAGAUGUUAUUCAUGAUUCGACAGGGGCAUCAGAUGAGCAAGCAGGCUUGCUUUGCAUCGAGAAGUAUGGCAUUGAAAUCCAGUUUCAUCCAAGUGAGAUUUGGGGCGUUGAAGACAUACAGGCAGUACCUGAAGUUCCAGCUGAACUGGUAGACCUGUUAACGGAGGACCAAGCAAUAAUUUGUGUUGGCCUUAAGGCGUCACCGUCUGAUGCAAAGUAUAAAUAUCCAGUAAAAGUGACGAUGCCCCAUUCAGCGAUUUUCACAAGUCCUGAUACUGCAUCUAUUGGGACGUACCAUCGGAAAAGCAGCUCCGACAGUUUUUCGUUGAUUUCCGCUGCCAAUGGUGACCCUCGAUGUGUUGUUAGAGAGCGAGACCUUCACCUC